AUGGAAUCUGGCUUCGUUGCUGAUGACAUCGACCUAGCCAAGCCGUCGUCCUGGUGGCUACAACCGAACGGUCUCCCUCCUCAGCUCCACGGGCGCAAGGAUAUCUUCUUUGAGUCCGAAGAGUCGAGCUCUGCCGACCCUCAUCAGGGCGGCAAGACCAUCGUCACUCGCGACAUCUACGUCCUGUUCCAGGAUUACUCCCAAACCGUCAUCACUGUUCGCUUCAGCCCGCAAGACCCGUCCGACGUCCACCUUGAGCAACGCCACGAGCCGCCGCCGCGUGCCCUGCGCCAGGACCAGCUCGAACAGAGCUACGAGCGCUUUGGCCGCGCCAUUGGCGAGGCGGCUGCCUCCAAGAAGGACACGGUUGUCGGCGACGGCACCCCGCAGGCGCUCGUCUACGAGCUGCUCCGGCCGUUCAAGGACGCCCUCUUGCCCGUCGGCGCGCGCGCGUACGGCGCCCUCGUCUAUAGCAACCUGGCCAACGCCAGCACGACGCAAAAUGACGAGAUCCGGCCCGGCGACAUUGUGAGCAUCCGCAACGCAAAGUUCCAGGGCAAGCACGGGGCCAUGCACGCCAAGUACUCGAUGGAGGUCGGCAAGCCCGAUCACGUCGCCGUCGUGGCGGAGUGGGACGGCACGAAGAAAAAGGUCAAGGCUUGGGAGCAGGGCCGGGAGAGCAAGAAGGUGAAACUCGAGUCGUUCAGGCUGGAUGACCUGCGGUCGGGCGAGGUCAAGAUCUGGCGGGUCAUGCCUAGGAGCUGGAUCGGCUGGGAGUCGAAUACCGGUGCUGGUGGAGCGGGGAAUUAG
Molecule: messenger RNA, 810 nt
Organism: Thermothelomyces thermophilus ATCC 42464
Lineage: Eukaryota; Fungi; Ascomycota; Sordariomycetes; Sordariales; Chaetomiaceae
Exons: 1
Coding region: 1-810 (269 amino acids)
Biological process (GO): protein transport to vacuole involved in ubiquitin-dependent protein catabolic process via the multivesicular body sorting pathway
Cellular component (GO): ESCRT-0 complex
Source: RefSeq, a predicted model, not a curated record